AUGUUUGGGGCCGUCCCCAUCAUCAUCAUCCGAUGGGCCUGUCAUAUACCCUUCUUCAUGACGACGGCAUCCAAAGGUUAUUACAACGGCGCUGUGAGCCUCGGAAACUUUUACGAUACUCUUCCUCAUGGGCAUGCAUUUCUGAACGGAUUAGCCAUCACCGGGUACAUGUCGUACAUUGUAUCCUUUUGGAACUUCUUCAUGUUUGCAGUUACGGGAUUCGCAUCCGUCGGCAACAGCUUCUCGAUUUUGGCCGCCGUUGGUCUCGUCGAUCUCAUCUUUGCAUUAGUACUGAUGACCGGGGUUAUAAUGGAGUCGCAGUACUUGCCCGUCAACCUCGGAAGUUGCCAACACGCGACGAGCUGGAGACCGAAUGCAAAUGGAAGGUCUUUCUUUCAAGCGGCGCAGUCGCUGAGCGAAUUUUUGGAAUAUCGCGAACCUGAGGCUAUUUGCCGAGGCAUGGUUGAGACCUGGGCCAUGCUCGUGGCCGUGGUCGGAAUGCUUUUUAUCACGGCCUUCCUCAAUAUUCGACUUGGGCUAGGCGAAGUACCAAUCGACUGGAGUUCGUAUGUGCCAUCUAGGGCUACUCUUUUGGGGUAUUGGCCAAGCGGUGUCCAGUGGUCUAAUUAUCACCCUCGAUUCGAAUCAUUUCGCGAAUGGGUUUCACGAUGGGGAGACAAGACGCCAAAAGCAUAUGCUCCGGUGGAUUCGGAGGAAACGUUGGUCAGGGAAGAUGAAUCAGAAUCCAAGGAUCAUGUCUCCGAUUUGGAGUCAGAACUUGGGGAAGUACGAAAGAGUGAGGACAGGGUCUAA
Pochonia chlamydosporia 170 is the source of this 813-nucleotide messenger RNA. RefSeq lists its product as hypothetical. The record is from RefSeq and is a predicted model, not a curated record. The coding region runs from base 1 to 813 and encodes 270 amino acids. The transcript has 3 exons. Lineage: Eukaryota; Fungi; Ascomycota; Sordariomycetes; Hypocreales; Clavicipitaceae.